This is a messenger RNA of Epithele typhae, 3972 nucleotides long. Its product is annotated as armadillo-type protein. The coding region runs from base 1 to 3972 and encodes 1323 amino acids. The transcript is spliced from 7 exons. Lineage: Eukaryota; Fungi; Basidiomycota; Agaricomycetes; Polyporales; Epitheliaceae. The record is from RefSeq and is a predicted model, not a curated record. Gene Ontology annotation, biological process: protein dephosphorylation. Gene Ontology annotation, molecular function: protein binding; protein phosphatase regulator activity.
AUGGGAAUCUUGCUCUCCUUCUUAUUCCCUUCUCUGUUCAUGUCAUCCCCAGUCCCACCUUCCGACCCUCCCUCCGACGCCUCCCGCUCGUCCUCUUGCGCCUCCGGAGCUUCCUCCACCCCGACCCAGCCCGCCGCAGAAGAUGACGCUCCCGAUCCUUCUCCCCCUUCCUCCCCGAAAUCUGUGCCCAUCGGUUCCCCGCCGCUCGACAACCGCCCGUACUCCCUCCAUGGCGUCGGCAUCGGUACACUCUCCCCUCAACCCGUCAUCGGUCCGUUUGCCCCCAUCACCCGCGCGAACCUAUCUCCCCUCCAUGUCAAGUCAUCGCCCUCGGAGCAGCGUUCCAACCCGCUCGAGAACAUUUCCCCGCGAAGCUCCUCAAAUCCCUUCGAGCAGCACUUGCCGCACGCCUCCGGCUCCCACUCCCCAGAGGGCUCGCAGCCCCCAACUCUCCCCCCGCCUCAUCUGCGGUAUGUUGAGGACACCACAACGAAGCGUAGGGAGUCUGGUGAGCUCAUCCCUCUUGCGGCCCUCUCUAGCUCUGCGAGCUCCCCCACCCAAACCACCCUCCGGAUUUCGCUUCCCCCUCCCCACCCCACGGCAUCAACUUCAACGCCUUCGCCCCCGCUUCUCUCGCCCCCACGACAAUCCAUCGCCAGCCCCGCCGGCUCGACGUCUCCCGACGCUGUUACGGCGGCGCCGUUGGAGACCCCGACACCCGGCAACGCCGUCGACCUACUCGUACCGGCGUCUGAUCUUGAUGGCAUUGACUUCGGCGACUUUGACACGGAUGGAUGUAGCGCUCUCGAGAAAAUCUACCUCUUCUCGCAGAGCCAAGCUAGCUUCCACAGGGUCUUCAUCGCUCAUGCACUGCCUGGCUACCUGCUCGGCAGCGAGGUGUCGGGUGGCGAACUGUUGAGCCGAGAGGUCAUCGAGCAAAUCACGCCGGGCGAAGCCAUCGUGUAUGUCCUUCCGCUUCUGAGCCGGCUGGCGAUGGAUGACGACGAGUCAGUGAAGGAAGCGCUAGCGGCCGAGCUCGUGCCCAUCAUCUGGUGGUUCGUCACCCACUGCAAGCUCGUGGACGACGACUCUGCGCUGCCGUCGCCUCCCGCUCCCACCCCGCUGUCGUCGAAUGCUUCCCCUGGCUCUGAGCGGGGCUCCUUCCCGCGACCUCUCACUCCGCAGCUCGACGGGCAUUCUACUGGCCCGAGCGCCGGUUUUCCCAGCGAAGACGCUAUCCGUGACGUCCACCCUGAGGCGCCCAUAGAAGUGCCGGUCCAGGUCUUCACUCCUAUUCUAGGCACGCUUCUGCUCAGUCCCAACGGCAUCGUGGGUGGUUCUGCCCGUUACGCAGUCGUGGAGCUCCUUCGGCGUCUCCGGCGCGCGGACGACCGCGAGGACGGGACGAGGGAGUUCGCGGGUCCGACAUCGGAGCGAGUGCCUGGGCAGUCGCGCUCGCGCGGCAGCCCUACGCCGUCGCAGCAGGAGUACCUUGAGCACGACGCUACGCUCAAUGUCGGUCUGUUCCAGCGCGAGCAGCGGAGGCUCUUAGAACAAGAACUCGUGUACCAGGUCGUUAUCGGCAUGGGACGGCUCGACCUCGAAGAAAACACCCCGGAGGAACCGCAGGAAGCAGAAGCGGAUGACGCGGACUCGGGACCUUCUACAGCUGUUCCGACGCCCCAAGCACACGCGCCAGCCGCUGCCGAGAUCGACUCCUACUUCCCAGCUGUCGUACCCAUUGUCCUAGCUCCUGCCCCAGAGCCUUUUGCUAGCGCAGUUCCGCCGGCAUUGCCAAAUGUUGAGCUGGUGCCGGCCGUGUCCACGGCGACAACGCUCUCCCCCCACCUCUCUCCCUCCCCGCCUGGGUCGCCCGGUCAUUCGUCGUCAUCAACGCCCUCACUGACGUCAUCAACAUCCUCAACCUCUGGCGAUUAUCCAGACGCACCCGAGCUUUCAAUCGAGUCCGAGCAAUUUGACAUAUCUCUGGUAGAUGCCCUUCCCAGCGAAGAGCCCAUGGACCUCGACGCCCCAGGAGCGAACGCAACGCUCGGUCGCAUGGAGAUGAAGAUCGAUCUGCCUCCUCCUCAGCAGGAUUGGAUGCCCUCAAGUGCCAUGACGUGGGCCACAGCGCACGCCCUCCCGACAACGCCGCCGUUCGAAGUGCCGCCGCCACCGCCCGCGGCCACGUCGACAGAGCCCACAUCGCCGAUCACAGGCUUCCCGAUCCUUCAGGUGAUCGCGCUGCCAUCGGCGAGCCCCGCACGUGAGCAGCCAUCACGCAGGGCGGGAUGGACGAGCCCGCGGACGGCCCCGAUGGAACUGCAAGGCGCGGAGGAGACUGGGUCAUUGUCAGGAGACUUGAGUGAGGAGGCGGCAGUGGGAAGGCUGGCAAGCAUGAGCUUGAUGGCCGCAGUCACUGCGAGCGGCGCUAUAAGCGAGGAGACCAAGAUGAUGUUUGUUGCGGAGGUAGAGCGCGUCGGCCGCGACCCGCUGUACUGGGUGAGGCGGGAGGCGAGCUUUGCUGUUGGGGCGCUGGCCAAGGUGGUGUCUACGGAUGUUGUCACGUCGAUUUUGUUGCCGCUGUUCGAGUCUCUGUGCCGCGAUUCGACAUGGCACGUUCGUCACUCGGUCCUGUUUGCUCUCCCCGCCAUCCUGUCAAGGUUGCAGCCGAACCACCGUUGGAAGCUUGCAUUAGAUGUCAUCCUCCCCCUCUCGCAAGAUGAGCAGACGGCCGUGAGGUCUGCGGUUCUCGAGGCUCUUGGCGAGGUCAUGCACACCUUCGCGGAUGACGAAAACGGCCCACCGGACGAGCUGCUCCAGCUGUUCCUUGGCGUCAGGGAGACGCAAGAUCCAGGCGGUACACCAGACAGUGACAAGUCCGGCCUACCGCGCUCGCCUCAAGACGUCCGCUCCCCUGGUCCUCCGACAGCUGCCACACCCACGAGCUCCGCCUGGAGUGACUAUGGUACCGACAACGGUGUUGGCCCAGAUAUCUAUGACGAUCCGCAACGCCCGCUGGUUUGCGCAUUCAACUACCCCGCAGUCGCGCAGACUCUCGGACGCAAGCGUUGGCCCGAACUGCGCUCGCUCUACCGCGCCCUCUCGCAAGACCCUUACUUCAAGGUUCGGAGGACUCUGGCGGCGUCCAUCGGCGAAAUCGCCAAGAUCAUCGGCACGGAGCACGCGCGAGCGGACCUCAUGGACGUCCUACGCUCGAGUCUGUACGCGGAUGAGAGCGAGGUGCGCAUGAAAGUCGUCGAGAUUAUGCACACAUUUGUCAAGGCCGUCGCCUCGCCAGAGCGGGCUGAAGCCGCGAGAAUGCUCCAGGAGGCACUUGCGUCUGGGAAGCUGUCGACAUGGAGGGAGCGCGAAGGCGCCGCAAAGUCGCUCGGGGAACUGGUGCAGGUCGAGGGGAUCGAGCCUGAGGUGCUCCUGAAGAUGUUGUACAAGGCACUGGAUGACCGGAUAGCCGCUGUCAGAGAGGCCGUCGUGUCCGUGCUCCCUCGCUUUGUCGAGGCGUGGAAGAUGUCUCCAUUGUCUCUGGACGCAUUGCGCAAAGAGAUCAGGAGUUUGGCCACUGAUUCUACUUCCCGGAGGCGCACCACGUAUGUGAUGUGCGUCCAAGAGUUACUGGCCAGCGGGCACGGCGACGUGGUGGUUGGCAGCGCGGGGUUCUGGGACACGUUGUCGGCACUUGUCCGGGACCCAAUCGUCGACGUACGGAUCCGGGCGUCGCGACUCAUUGGUCUGAUUUCGAAUAACCUCGGCGGCACAGACGAUGACGUCGCGGAAAGAACCGCUGCGUUAGCUCGAGAGCUGGCGCACGACGGUUCACACGACGUGCGCUCGUUCAUCGAACCCACUGUUCAUCCGCCGCCUGGUCCUUCGCCACAAAUGUUUACGACGGUCAUACCACCAAGCCUGGAGCGCACCGGGACCACAUUCUCAAGACCACCUCCACAAAGCUGA